Messenger RNA from Sipha flava (yellow sugarcane aphid), 1454 nucleotides. RefSeq names its product macrophage erythroblast attacher (gene Kaz). Gene Ontology annotation, biological process: proteasome-mediated ubiquitin-dependent protein catabolic process. Gene Ontology annotation, molecular function: ubiquitin protein ligase activity; protein binding. The transcript has 8 exons. The record is from RefSeq and is a predicted model, not a curated record. Gene Ontology annotation, cellular component: cytoplasm; GID complex; nucleus. Bases 197 to 1393 code for a protein of 398 amino acids. NCBI's taxonomy places the organism in Eukaryota, Metazoa, Arthropoda, Insecta, Hemiptera, Aphididae.
GCUGGUGCUGUUGUGGUUGCUAAAGAAUAAUGCUCUGUAAUGUGUUGCUGAAAAAUUUGGAUUUUUCAUUUUCAUUUUCAUCUGUUUUUAUUGAGUGUUAUUUUCUCUAAUAUAAAUUAGAUUGGUUUGAUUUCUUAUUGAUUGACUUUCUUUAAUAACUAAUUUGUUAUUUCAUUUUGUAAAACGCUUUUACAUUAUGUCGGAUUUGAAGUCAUUGGAACAUCCAACAUUAAAGGUUCCAUAUGAAGUUCUUAAUAAGAAAUUUCGUACAACACAAAAAAUACUUGACCGGGAGGUUUCACACUUUCAAAAUGCUGUCCAAGAAUUUGAACGUAAUAUGUCAUCAGAUGUUGAUAUGACAGAUACCUCUCAUAUUUCUUCAUUGCUUAGUGGCAUGGUAGAAAAACUAAAAGUGCUCAAAAGAAAGGCUGAUGAAGGUAUAAAUGAUGAAUUACAAGCUGGUAUGGUAUGUAAAAAACGAUUGGAACAUUUAAAAGAACAUAGCUCACCUUGUGAAGCCAUUGUCCAAAAUUGGCGUCGUCGUCGAUUGGAUCGUAUGUUAGUCGAAUAUUUUUUACGGUGUGGUUAUUAUAACUCAGCUAAUAAACUGGCCAACUAUUCAGAUCUUAAUGAUCUUACAAAUAUAGAUUUGUUCAUGAUAUCAAAGGAAGUUGAACAAUCAUUAGCUAACCAUGAAACUGCAAAAUGUUUAGCUUGGUGUCAUGACAACCGGUCAAAAUUACGUAAAUUAGGGUCAACUAUGGAAUUCAAUUUACGAAUACAAGAAUUUAUUGAACUUGUACGUCAAGACAAACGUCUUGAUGCUGUUAAACACGCUAGGAAGUAUAUAUCUACUUUUGAAGAUACUCGUCUGGAUGAAGUACAAUUAUGUAUGGUUUUAUUGGCUUUUCCUACUGAUACUGAAAUAUCACCUUAUAAAGAAAUGUUUGAAGAAACUCGUUGGUUACGUUUAAUUGAUCAAUUUCGCCAAGAAAAUUACAAUCUAUAUCAAUUAUCAUCGCAGUCAGUAUUUACUGUUGCAUUGCAGGCUGGGUUAUCUGCUCUUAAAACUCCAUAUCCUUUUAUUUUAUAUCUAACAUGUUACAGUGAACUCAAAGAAGCUCGUAAUGCUAGUUGUCCAGUUUGUCAAGAGUGGUUUAAUAUGCUAGCAAGACCACUACCAUUCGCACAUUGUAGUCAAUCUCGAUUAUUUUGUUCAAUUUCAGGACUUCCAUUAAAUGAAAAUAAUAUACCUAUGGUAUUACCAAAUGGAUAUGUCUAUGGAGAACAGGCUUUGGUAGAAAUGGCAAAUAAAAAUAAUGGACAGAUUAUUUGUCCUAAAACUAAAGAACUAUUCUGGCUGAAACAAGCAGAAAAAGUUUAUGUAAUGUAAUAAAAUAUAUAUUUAAUGAUCAUGUGCCAUUUAAGGUUAUCAUUUAUAUAUAUAUAUAUAU